Molecule: messenger RNA, 1178 nt
Organism: Xyrauchen texanus (razorback sucker)
Lineage: Eukaryota; Metazoa; Chordata; Actinopteri; Cypriniformes; Catostomidae
Product: CMP-N-acetylneuraminate-beta-galactosamide-alpha-2,3-sialyltransferase 1-like
Exons: 7
Coding region: 62-1045 (327 amino acids)
Molecular function (GO): beta-galactoside (CMP) alpha-2,3-sialyltransferase activity
Source: RefSeq, a predicted model, not a curated record
UGUAGCCAGCAACUCUUUGACUAUUAGAUGUAAAAACACAGAUGAAUAUUCAGCUCACAGAAUGAACACGUCUUCCAAAGUAACUACAAACAUAACAAUGCAUUACAACAGAACUGUUCAAUAUUUCAUUGCAUCUGGGGGCAUCACCACAAUUCUCUGUAUAUUUAUCGUCUACCAACCACUAACCGAAAGUUUUCUGGAGGAUUCAUCAUGCAUGUGUAACUGUGCAAUUGAUUCGGAGGGAGAUAAGUGGUUUUAUCAGCGAUACAGACCCACCACUCACGUACUGCUCAACAGCAAAAAUAGCGCUCUGGAUUUCAACACCUAUUCAUGGUGGAGGGCUCUACAAGGUGAAUCAACUGUAACCAACUACACAAAAGUGGUGGAGGUGUUGUUUUCUCUCUUCCCAGAUAAAAACCACUUCUCAAAUGCCAGUCCCAGCCGCUGUAGAACCUGUGCUGUAGUGGGCAACUCAGGGAACCUCAUCAGAUCACAUUAUGGUGCUCUCGUAGACUCAAAUGACUUCAUUAUUAGGAUGAAUGAGGGUCCAACAAAGGGUUUUGAGCGGGACGUGGGGUCUAAAACCACUCACCGGAUUAUUUACCCCGAGAGUGCUGUGGACAUGGAUGAUGCUACACACCUUGUGCUAUUGCCCUUCAAGAUUCUGGAUUUGCAGUGGAUCAUCAGUGCCUUCACCACCAAACACAUUGAUAUGACAUAUAUGUAUGUGAGACCCACAGUAAAAGCAGACAUGAACAAGGUGAUGAUUAUUCAUCCUGCAUUUAUGAAAUACGUGUAUGAGAGCUGGUUGGACAAACGUGGUUUCUAUUCGUCUACUGGUUUCAUCUCCAUCAUGUUUGCUCUGCACAUCUGUGAUGAGGUGAAUGUUUUUGGGUUUGGACCUACACGUGACGGAGCCUGGCAUCAUUAUUUUGAUGAUUUAGUUGUUGACUCUAAUGGGGGACCUCACGAUGGAGAAUUUGAGAGGAAACUGAUCGCUGAGCUCCAUCAGAAACAAAGAAUUAUGAUGUAUAAAGGAUUUUAAUGAAACAGAAUGAAAUUCUACAUCCAGAUGACAUUCUAAUAUUUGACAUUUCAUGAUGCUGAUGUGUCACACAUUUCACAAUUUCAUAUGUCCAUUUGUUUAAAAAAUAAAUAAAAAUCAUGUAUUUAUGUAU